Branchiostoma belcheri (Belcher's lancelet) is the source of this 1330-nucleotide messenger RNA. Its product is annotated as dorsal root ganglia homeobox protein-like. Gene Ontology annotation, molecular function: DNA-binding transcription factor activity, RNA polymerase II-specific; RNA polymerase II transcription regulatory region sequence-specific DNA binding. Lineage: Eukaryota; Metazoa; Chordata; Leptocardii; Amphioxiformes; Branchiostomatidae. The record is from RefSeq and is a predicted model, not a curated record. Gene Ontology annotation, biological process: regulation of transcription by RNA polymerase II. Bases 360 to 1193 code for a protein of 277 amino acids. The transcript is spliced from 7 exons.
GCAGGUAGCUGUGCCGGCAGACUGCGGGACGAUUCUAAUCUGGGAACAAGGUCGGUCUCCUCUCACCAUCAAUCAGACUACCAGUCUGGGGAACUGUCAGAACAAGGCCUGGAGGGGGCGAGACUGGAGCCGAGGGUUAACUCUGUGGGUGAGGUACGUUCAGUAGUUUUCACCGUGCGCCGAUCGAACGGUCGCCGGGAUUGAUCGGCACAUCGGCCCGUAACAACAGCCCACCCAUCUCCGCACGCUGACCCGGAAAGAACCCUACACGUGCAGUUACGUCGAGUACAUGCGAGUAGUAUUUGCGGCUGUGAGUUCUCGCCACCAAAGUCUCGCGAGUGUUUGGAUCUGACGACAGGAUGUACUGUUUCCACUACCCGCCAUUCCCCAGCCCAGGACCGUUAGAGUACGACGCUGCCUGUGGAAGAUUGCCGUAUCCUCCACUUCAGUACCCCCCGGAUUUGGAAGAUGGGUUCGCCCGACGUAAACAGAGACGCAACAGAACCACCUUUACUUUACAUCAGCUGGAGCAACUUGAGGCUGUAUUUGCGCAGACGCACUACCCAGACGUCUUCACCCGUGAGGAGCUAGCCAUGAAGAUCAACCUGACGGAGGCCAGAGUCCAGGUUUGGUUCCAGAAUCGACGAGCAAAGUGGAGAAAGCAGGAGAAAUACAAGAAGGACAGUGAUAAAGACAAGGGGAGUGACGGAGAGACAGGGGAGAGGAAAGAGUCCAGUAAGUCUCCACCAACUUCGUCAUCCUCAUCCGUACAGAAACCAUCCACAACUUCAACUAACAGCAUAAGUUCCAGUUUUCGACCAUGUGAAGUUGGAAACUCAGUGACGUCACCAAAGUUGUUCCAUCGUCCCCAGGCUGCUUUCUCCAUGCUCCCGUACCCAGGCGGAUCCCCGGUCUGUAGCUAUUGUGUUGCUGGUCAUGCGGACUGCGCAUGUGCCCUGGGCUGCUCCUUCCCGUGCACACAGGACUACCGGUCCUCCAGUAUCGCCACACUCCGUAUGAAAGCGCGGGAACACUCGCAGGCGAUGCAGCAGUCGGCAGCCGCGGACACGCAGCCUCUGGACGGGACCCGGCCCGACACGGAGCGCAGAAGUCCGCCUGGGAAGCCGCAGACGCACGAGCAGCCAGAGGAGCCCGGGAGCGAGGAUUCAAUACAAGAGCAGCCAAAGCAAUAACGUCUUUAAUGCAUUUCAUCUUGUACAGAUCUAGAUAUCCCGAGAUGGAACAUUCCUGUCUACUAUACUUUAGGCCACGCCAAUUUAAUGUGUUGGUUCUCGGAUUUUUUCAGGAAAAAUAUGAAGCGACAGGGCGA